Episyrphus balteatus (marmalade hoverfly) is the source of this 8415-nucleotide messenger RNA. It is a transcript of the gene tay, whose product is annotated as homeobox protein 5. NCBI's taxonomy places the organism in Eukaryota, Metazoa, Arthropoda, Insecta, Diptera, Syrphidae. The record is from RefSeq and is a predicted model, not a curated record. The transcript has 16 exons. The coding region runs from base 316 to 6909 and encodes 2197 amino acids.
UUUUUUUUUUUAACACAAAAAAAAAUUAGAUUUUUCCCGAGAAAUAUUGGAAUAUAAAAGAACGAAAAAGGAAGGAAGGAACAAGCAAAAAAAAAAAAAAACUCCAUCAAAAGAUUUCUAAAUAUGUUGGAAUGUAGUCGAUUCGUUGUAUACAAUCGUCGUCAUCAGCUGAUUCUAAGAAAUUCAUUGAAUUAGCCAGUUUGUAAAGAAAUUUUUCUGCCAAAACAAACACAAAAAAAAAACAAAAACAAAUAAUCAGCCAUGAGCUUCAACGGGAUGACGAUAAUAUUCAUUGAGAAAUAAGCCCUAAGAGCGAUGAAACCAUCACCGAAUCAUACACAAACGCUGCAAAUGCACCAGCAGCAACAAUUACAACAACAACAACAACAGCAGCAACAACAACUCCAACAACAACAACAACAAUCGCAUGAUCAAUUAACAUUACCACCACCUGCGCCACAUAAUUCAUCUGGCAGCAUAACAACAGCCACAACAACAACAUUCCCCUAUCAUCUGCAAUUGCCACCUCCAUCGCCAACAUCCACUAUCACCGCCAUCUCCAAUAGUGUUGCCAAUAACAACAAUAACAUCAACAAUGCUACUACCAAUGAUUUUGUCGAUUCAGAUCCUGAAUUAACAAGUAGCACAGCUGAUGGCAGCAUCCCGCCACAUCAUGCAGGCAAUGCAACAAAUGGCAACUGUUUGAAUGCCAAACAACAACGCCAACAAAAACGUCGACGUGAACGGGCUCAGCGAAUGCAAGCCGAACGCGACAAUCGCGUCGUUUGCAGUGGCGGCGGUGCCGGCAGUGUGGGCGAUGAUAGUAACAAUUCCAGUGGAAAUCUCACAACAAGCAAUAGUAAUGGCAGCAGUGGCAGCAAUCUAAUUCCACCAACGGAUAGUAUUGCUUCGUUGUUGUUGAAUCCACCAAAUUCGCCCGAGGGACAUACGGGUUUAAUGGCAGCUCCAAGUGAUUCGGAGGGCGAGAGUUUGGAUGAGGAUUUAUUGUCGACGUCGUCGUCGUCGACAUUGCUUUUGCCAAGAGACAAGCCGCCGCCACGUCCACCACCGCCGGUGCGACGAAAAUUGCCAAAAUCACCGGUGCUCGAGGAGGAGAUUAUCGAUGGAUUUGCAAUUCUUGAAUUUAAGACCUAUGAGGAUUUGGAGUUCGCUAUUAAAUUGGGCCAAAAACGAAAAGAAAAACGUUUAUCAGCACUCGAAGAACUCACAAGCACAUAUUGUAUAGAAGAUGUUAAACUACCGAAAAUAAUCGAUACUGGGCAACCACAUCCUGUACGUGGUAUUACAAAUUUAGUUGGAGCUGUUGCAUUAAAUCUACCUGGUAUUGAAAAAGAUUUGGUAGUAACAAAUAGUCGUGAACAACAUUGGAACAACAACUAUCAAAAUAGUAAUCUAGUACAUAGUAAUAAUAAUAAAAAUCAAAAUUUAAAUAUAAAUAACAAUAAUAAUAGUAAUAGUAGCGAGAACAACAACAACAAUAGUGCAAGUAAUAAUGUAAUUCUAAAUGUAAACAGUAUAAACAAUACUUUAAAUAAUAAUAAUAAUAAUAAUAAUAACAACAACAACAAUAGCAGUAGUAAUAAUAUCAAUAACAACAACAGCAGCAACAGCAACACUAAUAACACCACCAAUAAUAGCAGCAACAACAUCAACAACACUAACAGCAACAACAAUGGCAAUAGUAACAGUGAUGUUGGUGUUGUUAUUGUUGAAACAACACCAACAACAACACCAACACCCUCUACACCAAUGGAUACAUCAUCGUCGCCAACGUUGCUAAAUAAUAGUGACGUUACUGCCGGUGGUAAUGAUACAAGCAACAACAGCAACAAUGGCGGCAUAGUUUCUGCUAAUAUUUUAAGCAAUGGCAACAGUGUUGGUGUUAAUAAUAGUAGUGUGAACACAAAUAAUAAUGUAACUCCCAUGGCAGUGGAUAGUUUAAGCAAUAAUAAUGUGGCAAUAGCUGAGGAAACAACAGUGAAUUGCACAAAUGUCACAGUGACAGCUGGUGGAACUGUACCAGCUGUUACAGUGGCGAACUGCAAUAAUAACAACAACAGCAGCAGCAACAACAUCAACAAUACAAUAAGUCAUGCUGCUGAGAGUGCUGCAAACACAAAUAUCGAACUGAUAACCAGUCAUGCAACACAUAAUUCAAUUACACUCGCUCAAGAUGCUGGUACGUCUGAUGAUAGUGGUAGAGCGUCGGAAAGAUUAACAACAUCUUCAGUUGCACCCAGGGAUGCGGAUAGCUCCAGAGAUCGACUAAGUGAUGCAAGCAGUAGAUGCAGUUCCGGCAAAGGAUAUAUCUGUGAUAGUGAAGGAGACGAUGAUAAGGUAUUUACAAAAUUGCAUAUUGUAUUUCAGGGUUCUGAUGGAGGGUCAGUGGUUUUUCCAUCCACACCAACACAAGUUACAAAUACAACACCCAGCCCAACAACACCAAGAAAAUCAUCGGAUUUUCCAAAUCAAACUGGUCUGCCUCUCAGCAACGGGCCAUUGGGGCUGGGAGGCAGUGCUAGUCCAGUUCCUGUACAAUCGCCGACAACAGCAGCAAUUGUUGCUGGUGGUGGCGUUAAAGGAGGCAGUAUUGUUGUUGGGAGUGUUGGUGGUAGUGGUGGUGGCAGCAUUGGAAUGGCCGUUGGUGUUGGACCUGGUCAAACACAACAACCAGCACCAUCACCGGCACCGGCUGCGUUACCACCACCAAAUUUGCCACCGCCUUACACAACAACACCAAUGCAGGUCUCAAAUGGUCCAAUAAGCACACAUUUGUUACCGAUCUCAACACAACCGCAAAUGGUGACGGGCCAUAUUAAGCCACUAUCUGCGACAGCAAAAAUUCCUCCAACGAGCACAACAACAUCGUCGCCUAGCAAUAAACUGCAACAACAACAACAACAGCAGCAGCAAUUGCAACAACAGCAGCAACAAUUGCAACAACAGCAACAACAAUUGCAACAACAACAGCAACAACUGCAACAACAACAGCAGCAGUCGCAGCAGCAACAACAACUGCCUCAUUCCCCACAAACAGCGACAUCAGCAUCUCCUAAGCCACCCGGUUCUAUUCAUUCACCGGUUGGCAUUAGCUCUUUAGUUGGCUCACCACUAACAACAUUGGCUAAUGGCUUUGCCACAUCAAUACCACCAUCGAUAACUACAUCGCAUCCCAUAACCAGUUCUCGAGUAUCACCAACAUCCCCAUCAAUACAACAACAGCAGCAGCAGCAUCCGCAAUUGCAACAACUGACGCAGGCGCCACAACAAAUGCAAGUUACGACCAAUAACAGCGGCAAUAGCGGCAGCAACAGCAGCAACAUCAAUAGCAACAUCAGCACCAGUAGUAGCCUAAGUUUAAAUAGUAAUAGCGGUAGCAGUUUAGUACAACCAAUUCCUGGAUCGCUGGCAGUUCCGAUGCCACAGCCUCCACCAGCAACAGCGCCCGCUGCCCCACCACCAAUCGCACCGAGUGUUCAUCAUCCGGGAUUGGAUAGUGCGGCAGCGGCAAGCGGACGCACAAAUAGUCCCGCUGUGGCCACCGGGGCAGUGCACACUGCUACAGCGCCUUCAGUGAAUGGUGCAAGUAUAGCUGCGAAUGGUGGCACUAGUAGUAUUCCACCAUCGGCAGCGUACCGGACGCCAUACCCUAACUAUCCGCUGUAUGCUCCGUACAAUAACUUGCACCAUAGCCCGUAUCUGCCUCCAGCAGUGCCAUCGCCGACAGCGUCACCACGCACCAUCGAUUCCCGGACUGGUAAUCGGGAAUCGCCACUGAUAGUCUCGAAAUCUGUGCGGCCGCAUACGCCGUCAAGCGGCGGCAGCGGGGUCAUGAUGCCUGGCGGCAAUAGUAACAAUGGUUUACCUAUUUCGUCGCCAGGACAGACUAAUCCGCAUGGUUCAAUACCCUCUUCGCCACAUCCCCAGCAGUCACAAUCGCCAUACGGACCACCACCACACAUGAUGAGUGUCCAGUCGGCGAGUGGUGGCGUUGGGCCGCAGCAAACUCUUCUAGCAGGCAGCAUUCUCAGGGAUCAGCAGUCAUCAUUAAGCGCCCAACUUCAACACCAGCAUCAACACCAACAGCAUAUGCAACGGCAGCAACAAUUGGCGCUAUCGCACCACCAUCAACAACAGCAACAACAACAGCAGCAACAACAACAACAGCAGCAUCAGCAAGCUGCUGCUCAACACCAGCUGGCGCUGCAGUCCCAUCAACAUGCCCAGCACAUGCAACAGGGGCCGGGUCAACAGCACCAGAUGCCGCCACAGCACCCCUCAGUUGCCGGCCUUGGUGUAAACAGUUCAUCAUCUGUGAUUCCACGAACUCAUUCGCCGAGAGGACAUAGUCCGAAUCGGGAACGGGAAAGUUAUAGUAGUAAUGUAAGUAGUUUGUCGAGAUCAUCGGCAACGACGCCUGGUGGCAGCGUCGGAUUGCCAUACAAUACUGCUCCACAAGCUGGACCAUCACCAUCAGCGCUGCAACAGCAUUACAAUAGUAAUAGCAGUAGUAGUAGCAGUUCCCAUGGUGCGACCUCCUCGCCACUGUCACUGCCACCGACAUCCAUUGGUGCCGCGACCACUCCUUCUAGUCUACCAUAUCCGCCCAAGAAUUCUUGGCCGUCAAGCUCAACUAAUGCGACGCAACUAUCGCCGGCCACAACGAGUACUGUGACGCGACCUACACCUCCCCCAACCCUACCACAACAACAACAACAACAACAGCACCAGCAGCAGCAACAACAACAGCAACAACAACAGCAACAACAACAGCAGCAGCAGCAACAACAACAACAACAACAGACUUCAUCGAGUAGCGCUAAUUCAGCUUCGCCGCAUCAUUCGUCGGCGUCAACGACGCAUUCCACAUUUCAGCCCCCACUGUUUGCUGCGCCGCAUCCGCCACCGGUUGCUGUUAGCUCCGCAUCGACUACAGCUCCACAUCCAUUCUCCGCAGAAUCUCUCUUCCAGUCAAGCAAAAGUAAGAAUCCACAGAAUUUGAUGGAACCUCUUAAGGAUGUGUUUCCUAAAGCUGAUCAAGCAGAUCUCCUCCGUCGUGAGCUAGAUAGCCGAUUUUUGGAUCGUUCCGGAUUGGCUGUCCCACCGCCAACCUAUUUACGGCAAGAACUCCAUCAUCAUCAGCACCAACAUACGCACCUGCAUCAGCACCAGCAUCAACAAUUGAUGCCAUCGGCGCCGCCACCAGCUGCAACAUCAAUGUUUCCCCCGCCACUAUUCAAGGAUAUACCCAAAAUGGGUGCCGUUGAUUCGCCUUUCUAUAGGACCAGUCUGGGUAUACCUGGUUAUCCAGGUUAUUCGCCCAGUCUGUUGCACCCCGGACUUGGCGGUCCGACACCGUUUGUGCCUCCUAGCCAUCUGCCAUCUUUUGCUCCAAAGCAACCGACCCCGAUCGUUGAUCCCACUAAGCCUAAGCAAAUGAAAACUGGUCGAUGGAAUGCAAUGCAUGUGCGAAUAGCGUGGGAGAUCUACUAUCACCAGAAUAAACAAAAUCCAGACAAAGCAGCUGCAGCAGCAGCCGCUGCAGCCGCCUCAUCUGGUAAUUCGAAUAGUUCAUCUGGAUCAGGUGCUCCGCCGCCCUUAGGUCUAAAGCCAUCACCAGCAACAAUGAAUGAUAUAUUGCGAUCACCAUCGCAUAUGUUCAAUUCAUCGGCAGCGGCAGCAGCAGCUGCUGCUUCAGGUUUGCAUCGACCUAGUGAAAUGCAACCAACAGCUGGUUAUCCACAAGGUCUUCCCGGCCGGUCACCAUUCGAAACGUCGCCACUAUCGGCGAGUUAUCUUGGAGCACCGCCUAGUCAUAUGGGUACAGCAGUCUCCCCAUUCGGACGGUAUCCUGGACCUUUUGUUGGUUUUGCUGGUCUGCCGCAUUUUGGCCGGGAUAUUCCAAUGGGCGCCGCCAUUCAUGAUCCAUGGAGAACGAGUCUCCAACGAACUGUUGGCUAUCCUCCUGGUCCUGCGCAAGCCGCAUGGCCUCUUAAGCCCGAUCCUGGACUCGAUGCAGCUCGUCGCGAAGCUGAAGAACGUGAACGGGAACGUGAACGUGAAAUACGUGAACGGGAACACCGUGAACGUGAACGCCAGCGUCGCGAACGUGAAGAACGCGAACGCAAAGAAAAGGAAGAAAAACUCAAACGUGAACAACAAGAACGUGAGAGGGAAAGGGAACGAGAGCGUGAACGCAAAGAACGUGAGCGCCGUGAAAUGGAACGCCGGGAAAUGGAACGCGAGCGAUUAAUUCAGCAACAGCGAAUGAAUGAAAGCUCCAAUAACGCUGCACGUGAUAGAUCUCCAUUGAGAAACGGCUCCGCUGAUGGCCCAGAUAUUCGAAUCAAAGAAGAACAUCCUCGCAUCGAUACUCGCAAAGAGGAAGAAAUGAUGAUGCGAUCCGACCCGCGUUACCACCAAAGCCUUGCUGCCGCUCAGGCAGCUAGCGCUGCCCAUCAUCCCUUCAUGACUGCUCGCCAUGGAGGCCAUGUUCUUCCACCACCACCUCACCUUUCCCGCUCAAUGAUGCCACCCACAAUGGGUGGUCCACCACUUACCCAUUUCGCCCCGCCCGGAGCUGGUGGCUGGACAAUGGAUCCAUAUCGUGAUCCAUACGGCCCAAUGCUACGCUACAAUCCACUAGUUGAAGCAGCCUUCCGGCACGAAGAGGAACGCCAAAAAGCAAUGGGCAUGUAUGCCAUGCAAUCGGCGGCCCAUUUGCGAGGCAAAGAACCUAGUCCUAUACCGCCAGCGGUUGGCCCACCCCCGCCCCAUCAUCGAAUGCAACAAGUCUCCCAUAAACCCCAACCACCACCGCCCCAUAUGCAGGGCAUGCAAGUGUCAGUAGAUAUGCACAAAAAAGAAGACAAUGCUCCAGCCCGAUGAUAGGCUGUCGAACAGCAACAACAAAAACAACAACACUUUGGAAAUGUAUAAAAACAAAACUAAUUUUUUUAUCAAAAAAUUUUAUCUAUGUAAGAAUAUUUGUAUAUAAUCUAGUUUAUAAUAUAUAUAUCUCCUCCCCAUCUUCCUUAAUUCCCCUCUCCCCCAGUGUUGUAAAGACCAAAUAAAAGAAAGAAAACAAAAGAAUGACUCUCCCCUUUUGGGACCGUAUAAAUGACGCGGUCUUCCAAUGAUCUUGUACUAUAGAGAGAUGCAAUAGGAACUUUUAUUUCAAUAUUUUUUUUUUUAUUUUUUGUUAAAAAAUUUAUUAAAUUCUCAUUGUGUAGAUAGUUAUUGUUAGGAAAUAAGUAAAAUUAAGAAAAUUGAAACAAAAAAUAAAAACUUUUUUUUUUUUUAAUUAUAAUUAAUUUGUUAUCUCCUUGCUCUUUCUAUUUGUAUAAAAAAAAAAUAAAUUUAAAUAAAUAAGAAAACAUUUUUGUAAGAUAUUCCUGUUGUAAAUAAUUUAAAUGAAAAAAAAAACGUUUUGUUUGUAACCAAAAAUUAUGUAAAACCAGUUAAAAAAAAAAUGAAAUCACAAGGGAAAUGAUUAAUUUUCUAUUUAAAUAUUAUAUAUAAAUAUAAAUGUAUUUUUUUUUUUGUAUAAAAAAAAAGAAGAAAGAAAGAAACAAAAAAACUGAAUAGCACACACUCUACACACACAAAAAUAAAAAAAAGAAAACCGUUAAAUAUUUAAUUUUAUACAUAUGCUAGAAUUUAUGUAAAGUUUUUUAUUUAAAAAUUUAUAUAGGUAGUUGUAAGUUUUAGGGGGCUUUUUAGAAGUCAUAGUGUGUCUCUUUUUUUUUUUGAAAACGUGCAGAGCGAGAGAGAGAGAAAGACCUAUUAGAUUUUUAAGAAAUGAAAACAAAAAAAAAAAAACAUUUUAACUGUAUAAAGGAAAGUAAGUGUAUAUUUUUAAGAAUAUUAAAAAAAGGGAUGCAUCACUCUCUCGCUCUUAUGUCGUUAUAUAUAUUUAACUGUAUAAAGAAAAUAAAAAAAAACGGACACAUUUUUAGCGAGUUAGGACAUAAUAAUUUAAAAACAAAACAAAAACAUAUAUAAAAUUAAACUUUAGGAUUAUAUACAACAUUAUACAUACAAAAAAUAAAAAAUUUGCUAAAAAUGAAGAAAAAAUAUUAUUUAUUGUUAAAAAAAAAAGAAACAAAAAAGAUAAAAUAUUAUUGAAGAAAACAAAAAUUUUAAACUCACAACAACAAACAAACAACACACACACUCUGUCUCUGUAUCUCUCUCUCUCCUUUUUACUUUGUCUCCCUUUUGGCUCUUUGUUGUACAGCAAUUGCAAAAUACUAACUAGAGAAAAAAUGAGAAGAGAAAACUAUUUUAAAACUGAGGGAUUAAACUGACACACACAAACAAAAUAUAAAAAGAAAAACAAAAAAGUUAAAAAUAUGUAUUUACCUAUUAAAAAAAGAAAAAAAAAAAACAAAA